Messenger RNA from Thunnus maccoyii (southern bluefin tuna), 3012 nucleotides. It is a transcript of the gene phospho1, whose product is annotated as phosphoethanolamine/phosphocholine phosphatase 1. The transcript has 4 exons. The coding region runs from base 1408 to 2262 and encodes 284 amino acids. The record is from RefSeq and is a predicted model, not a curated record. NCBI's taxonomy places the organism in Eukaryota, Metazoa, Chordata, Actinopteri, Scombriformes, Scombridae. Gene Ontology annotation, molecular function: phosphatase activity.
GCUUUAUUCAUCCAUUAACGGAGUGCGCCUCCUCUAAAGACAUAUUAAGACAUUCACUGAUGCUAGAAUACCUCCUAAAACGCUGUGUGCCCUCUUUUACCAUAGGUGAUUUAAGUGGUGCACCAAUGAGUCACAUAAUCCUAUACGGUAGCUGAGCAGGCCCAUGGGUAGAGAAAAGUGUGAGUGACUCACUGAUGGCGAGUGGGUGGUCAGGUACCCAGGCUCACUUCACCAGCAGAGGAGAUAAUAACACACCGUCUGUACAUCUCUAUUCCCAUUUGGGUUUGAAAAUAGUCAGCCACCCCAGCUGUUAGUCAUUAGGCCUCGCGGUGUAGAAGAGGGAGGGAGGGCUGCGUCUGUCAGCAGGCAGAUAAGGAGAGGAGGGUUUCAUGUCGUGUUUUUCAGGCGUGUAUUCGCUACUCUGAAAAAAAAAAGUUGCUGUGCGGUUCAUUAAUCACAGCGUAUUUGCAAGGCUUUAUUUAGACCACUGUCUUGUGGAGAAACAGCAUAAACUCCCUCGCUGUUGCUCGUACACAAAAACAACAGUGUUUUCACUUUUUAAACGGAUUACUUUUGAUGUUAUUUUAUUCUAAUCAACCCCUCAAAUGUGAUGCAGCUUUAUCCUGAUUUCCAGUGUCUCCCUAACAAUAGAGGAGGUCAAGCACAUGCAGCUCCACAGUGUUUUUCCACUGUGCUUACUGUGACACUGACCCAAAUCCAGAUCAUCCUGUUGUGAAGGAAGGUGUCUUUUAACCAUGAGUUUAGUUUGUCUGGGCGGUGAUAAGCAUUCAAAACUGUAUGAAAGGAUUUUUUUUUCAUACUUUUAGCUCUGUUGGAGCUAUUAGGCCAAAUGAACAGGAUUUGCAGAUUUCACCUCGGGGUUUUCUUGGAGCUGUCAAAACCAGAAGUGUUUGUUCUCCCAGGCGUCUGUAAAUGCCCCACUGGAGAGCAGUUUCCCCCCUCAACCCUCCCUCUCACCCCCUCUUUCUCUCUCUGUCUCUCAUGAACGCGCCCGGUAGGCUGCUAUUAAAUGGGCGGACUUGUAGGCGCGGUCACGUCUGCAGCGGCGCCGGUGGUUUUGACUGUCACAUAAAAGUACGCUUCACACCGGCUGACCGGCGGAUCUCUGCUUCUACUCUCUGUGCGACCGGAUCGGACCUGGACGACGUCGGGAAUCAGAACCAACACCGACAAAACCAGCCUCACAGCUUGAGGACGCCUGGUUGGGUUAUGCGCCACAUGACACCGGCGCACUUCCACUGCUGACAACGACAAUCAAAGAAGCCAUCCUCCGUAGCCUCCACCUCACCGUGGCCUGCCUUGCGUGGGAUGCUGGAGAGUGGCAGAGCAGGAGAAGAGAUUUGAUGCCACUUGGCAAAAGUAAAAAGAGGUGUCGCAUAGUCAAUCAUGGGGGAUUCAAUCUUCAACUGCUGUUAUGUCCCACCCCAUCCUCCAGGCGAGGAGGUACCCCCCAGAUCCAGACGCUCGGAGAUCAUGGCCUCCAAUUCGGCGCACAUCUCCUCCGACAAGCGCUUCAUCAUCUUCUUUGACUUCGAUGAGACCAUCGUGGAUGAAACCAGCGACGACAUGGUGGUGCAGGCCGCCCCGGGUCAGCACCUCCCGGAAUGGCUGAAGGACACCUACCAGCCGGGCCGCUACAACGAGUACAUGCAGCGCGUACUAGCCUACCUGGCGGAGCAGGGCGUCACCGAGAGCCACAUACGCACGAUCAUGGAGAAGAUACCCGCCACCCCCGGCAUGCUCAUGCUCUUCCAGUUCCUCCGCACCCGACCCCCGCAGGACUUUGAGGUGGUGCUGGUGUCAGACGCCAACACCUUCUUCAUCGAGUCCUGGUUGCGCCGCGUCGGAGCGCGUCAGCUCUUCCACCGGAUCUUCACCAACCCGGCCACCUUCAACAAGGACGGGCGGCUGGUGUUGCGGCCCUUCCACUCCCACGACUGCCCGCGGUGCCCAGACAACAUGUGCAAGCAGGUGGUCGUCAGGGACUAUGUGGCCCGCAGGACGCAGGAGCGGGGCCGCCCCUAUCAGAGGGUCUUCUACGUGGGAGACGGAGCCAACGACUUCUGCCCGGCUCUCUCCUUGGGGCCCCGGGACGUGGCCUUCCCGCGACGGGACUUCCCCAUGCACCGGCUGAUCACGGAGACCCAUGAGGCCAUGCCCGGGGAGUUCAAGGCCGUCACGGUGCCCUGGGCCAACGCGGAGGAAGUGGUGCAGCGGCUGAGGAAGCUGGUGGCAGAGUAGAGGGGUCACACACACAGAAAGAGACAAAGAGGGGGACAAUAGAGACACUUUUAGUCAUAUUCUCAGGAAAAAAUAGUCCCAAACUAAUGUUUAAGGCAAUAAAAUCAUUUGAUAGGCCUACUGUCUGUGUACCUAUCUGGGGCCCAGCCUGCACGUGCCUCGCCUCUGUCACGCUUUGGUCCGGAGGUCACAAAAACAGAGGCAGCAGGUUAAUGAUUAGAGAGACCUGCCACUGUCACUCAAAGUGACAAAUCUUAUGUGUUGUUAUUCAGAAUCAUUUAGAAGUGAAGGAUUUAACUAUAAAGUUUGAGGGCAUUUGCAUAAUAAAUCUCCUUCAAUGGGAUAUUCAGCUAUUUAUCUUAAUAGUUUAAGUGGGUCAGCAGGGAAGUAAUAGCAAUAUAUUAAAAUGUUAUGGACAAUUAUUACGACCAGUAUCCUCUAUCAAAUAUCAAUCUAUAAGUUUGUUUGUUUGUUUGUUUUUCUCCACACACCGCACUUUUUAAAUAUUAAAUUAUAGCCUCAGUAAAUGGAAUCAAAGCAAUGGGCAUUUUAAUAGAUCUACAAUAUGACCAAACAGUAUUUUUAUCAACAUGCUUCUCAGAGAAUAUAUGUCUAAUAUAGAAAUGUAUUACUAGCCUAUGUCUUAAGACAGUGUUUGUUUGUUUGUUUGUUUGUUGAACUUGUUUAUUUUGUCUUUACUGUGUAGGCCAGACCUACUGAAGAACAUAUUUACACCAGCAGGAAUAAAGC